Hylaeus volcanicus is the source of this 1427-nucleotide messenger RNA. RefSeq lists its product as uncharacterized. Lineage: Eukaryota; Metazoa; Arthropoda; Insecta; Hymenoptera; Colletidae. Bases 462 to 1022 code for a protein of 186 amino acids. Gene Ontology annotation, molecular function: RNA binding. The transcript has 6 exons. The record is from RefSeq and is a predicted model, not a curated record.
UUAUCGGUUCUACUUUUUUCAUUUAUUCUUAAAUCUUCUUUUAGUAUAGACUGUGUUAUAUACGUUAGCGGAACAUCAUUUCUUUUCAUUAUUUAUUAUCGGAGUCGUAAGACAAUUAAAAAGGAUUUUUUAAAAACUGCUCGAGUCGGUAGUUUUAAAACUAAAAUAAAAUAAACACUUUUUAAUUGAUAGAAUCGCACAGUCUUAAAGAAUGAAAGAAACAAACAUUGUUUUAAGUAUUAAGAUUGUGAAGCCUUUAAAAACAAUUAAUUGAAGUAUUGUUGUAAUUAAUAACAUUUUGCAGUCUCAAAGAAUGAAUGAAGCAAAAAUAUAUUGUUCUCGUAUGUUUUGUAAAUUUCCUCAAAUAAAUAACUACUGGUGUACCAAUUAAAAUAAAUGGCACAAAGGUAAUCCCAAGCUGUUGUUUUUUCCUGGAUAAAAUUUAAUUUUUCGUGUUCAACAUGGUAAAAAAAUUUGGAACAAAAACAAUAAAAAAAAAUAAAAGAAACACAAGUUUAGUAGAUGGUAACCAAAACAAUGAAAUUCCAAUUAUAAAACAGACGAAUGAUCAAAUGAAUUCAAAUAGCAUUCCAUGUUUAAAACCUAAUAACACAAACGACAUGGAAAGAGAUAACAAAGAAUCCAUUGGUGUUAAAAAAAAACAAAAACGGUACAUUCUUUUUGUUGGAAAUCUUCCUUAUGGAAUUACUAAGAAACAACUAGCUACAUUCUUUAAAGGACUAGAUGUCAUUAGUUUAAGACUUUUGGACUCUAAAAUCGAUAAAAAACCACAUGGAUGUGCUUUUGUUGAACUGAAAACGUCAAAAGACUUUACGGCCGGCUUAAAAUACCACCGACAAAUGCUGGAUGGUCGUUGUAUACGCGUUGAACGAACUGUGGGAGGAGGUGGGAAAGGAAAAUCUCGCCAGCAAAAACUCAAACAAGUGAACCGAAAAUUGCGAAAAUCUCGAAAAAACACAUGGGAAAAAGUGUUAAAAAAAAAAGAAGUUCCACUUGAUUAAUUCAUGAAUAACUUCACUUGAGAAGAAUUGAACUUUUCAUUAACUGCUUUAUUAAAACCGACGAAUUGUAGAGUAGUUUUUUCUUUUAAAUAAAUUAUCCGUUUGAAUAUAAGGCUUUAAAACAAAAGUAUUUUAUAUUCUAUCUAGUUCUUGAGUCAAAUUUAUCAUCAAGAAGCUGAAUGAAACAAGUAUCAAGAUAGAAAUAAAAAUAGAUGUCGUUGCAUUUUUUAAUCAAAGCAAUGUUUAUAACAACUCGUUUUUAAACUUAUUUGUUACGUGGAAAAAUUUUCACAAACGCGUUUUAUUGCACCAUACUAUUUAAUUGUUUCAAUGUCUUGGGAAUUUUCGGUAAUAGUCAAUAUGAAAUUUGUGAAACAUAUUUUAUUGUUUGUGAAAUAUCAGACA